Vespa crabro (European hornet) is the source of this 1864-nucleotide messenger RNA. RefSeq names its product odorant receptor Or2-like. Lineage: Eukaryota; Metazoa; Arthropoda; Insecta; Hymenoptera; Vespidae. Gene Ontology annotation, biological process: sensory perception of smell; detection of chemical stimulus involved in sensory perception of smell. Gene Ontology annotation, molecular function: olfactory receptor activity; odorant binding. The transcript is spliced from 10 exons. The record is from RefSeq and is a predicted model, not a curated record. Gene Ontology annotation, cellular component: plasma membrane. Bases 1 to 1227 code for a protein of 408 amino acids.
AUGGCGUUCAUUGAGCCUGCAAUUAGGUUCCAAGAUGUUAAAAGUAUAAAUUUAAUAAAUUCAAUAACUUGUGGAUAUCCCUUCCGUGUAUUUGUUUUCCAAACUCUUCGUAUAAAUGUUCUAUUCCACAGUAAAAUCGCAAAUGAAUCAAAAAACAGAGGCUUCGGUUAUUUAUCAACAUCGAAUAGUUUUAAACGAAUAGUAUUCGCGUACAGAUCAGUCACUUUAAAGAAGAAAGGAAAACUAAUAAAUCAUAUUAUCAUGAAGAUUACUCCCGAAACAGCAUUAAAGUUUACAAAGAGAAGUAUUGCUUUGAUGUCAUCGUGUAUAGUAAUCGCUGCUAUACAAGUGACUCUAAAACUUUUGGUUGGUAGACUGCAACGUCCGAAUUAUCAGAUGAUAAUAGAGGAAAUGGAAAGUAUUAUUAAACAAGCCUCACCAUACGAAAGAGAUGUAUUAGAAAAAUAUAUUAAAAAAGCUAUGAUACUGCACUUAUCCAUGACUUUUGGAACUUAUGCAAUCAGUGCGAAUAUCGUGUUAGGACCAUUAUUUCUACCACAGCGCUUACCAACUUAUGCCGUAUAUCCUUUCGAUGUAGAUAAACAUCCCGCAUACGAAUUUGCUUAUUUUCACCAUGUAUAUACUGGAGUCCAAUGUGCUGCAGGUCAAUCGAUUGAUAACUUUGUCGCAGUUCUAAUAUGGUUCACUAGUGCAAGAUUUGAAAUAUUGGAAAAUGAAAUAGCUAAUAUCGUCGACGAAUCUGAUUUUAAACGAUGUAUAUUGAAACAUAUUAAUUUACUCAGUUACGCAGAAAAGGUAAUAAAAACUGUGCGUAUUGUGAUCUUUUUGACUGUUGGUAUUACGACCAUAUUAAUAGUGUUUAGUGGACUCUUAUUCGUGUUUACAGAUUCCGCGGCUGUAAAAGCACAAUUCCUCAUACUGGAUAUUCUCACAAUUAUUCAAAUGUUCGUAAACUCAUAUCCGGCUGAAAAUUUAAUACAAAAGAGUAAUGCGAUUGGAAAGGCAAUAUAUAACUUGAAUUGGAUGGAUAACUCACGAAAAAUGUGGCAAGAUGUUUGUAUUAUAAUCGAAAGAUCUCAAAAACCAGUUAUAAUCAGUAUUCCUGGAUUUUUACCUGCAUUUUCUCUAUCUUAUUACAUGUCGUACCUAUCUUCGGCCUUUUCAUACUUCACAACAUUAAGAGCUGUUAUGCAGUUAAACAAUUAAUUAAUUUUAAUAUUCAUGUAACUCUAUUUAUUUAGACGUUAUUGCACUGUAGUUAUUUAAAAUUAAAUAUGAAUAUUAACAUUCUUAUUAAUAUUGUUUUAUUCUAUUAGAUUUGAAAUUCCUGUACCACAAAUUUCGAAAAAAUAAAAUGAAAUAAAGUUUUCUGUGCGUUUCAAUUUUAAAUCGAUAGUAUAUGAGAGUACAUAUAUAUAUAACAUUGAUAAGAACGUCCUAUUGUUUAAAUAUCGAUUAAUUAUACUUUACGUUUAUCGGGAUAAAAUUUUUUAAGUAUUAAAAUUUUGAAUUAAAAUUAUUAUAAGUUUCCCGCGCAUUACGAGCUUUGUAAUGUUUAAGGGAAUAUAUUAUCAUUUAAAUAUUACUUUAUUCUACACAGUGUACUUUAAAGAUUGUUUAAAUAAUUGAAAAAUUAUCGAAAGUAUUAAUUUAUAAGUUUUCACGUUUAAAAUGAUAAAUUAUCAAUAUGAGCAUAUUUUUCAAAUCUUCCAAUGAUACAAAUAGGUUAAAUCUUUUCAACCAAUCAAUAGCCGACGAACAUUUCGAUUAUCGAUCGAUAUGCAUCGAUUUACGAUUAUAAAGUGAUCGAACGGUUACAAUUUUAAUAUUUAAUUACAAUUUU